GCGGACUGAGCAUGAUAUUCCAUCAUGAUUCCCAGGGUAGCAGAGACUUACUCUACUUGCCUCCCACCUUUUCAAUGUUCUGGACACACUGCUCUUUAUGAUCACUGAUGCUUGUUUUCUACUUCUGGCGGGCAAUUUGAGAUUCCAGCUUGCCAGCAGAUACCCACUUAAUUUUUUCGUCAACCCACGCUGUUUUCUAUUUAAAGAUUUCCAUGAUCUCCUUGUUCCUUCCGAGGCAGAUCCGACAGAACGAACACGGACAGAUGGCCUACCUGAUGUUCGCCAUUCAAUGCUGAAGAAAACCUUGACCUUUGAGGUUUUAGCAGGCUCACUUUUGUAUCUAGAGCUGACAUCUUUGAAGCGUUCUAUCAUGUUUCUCGCACACUCUCGGCGCUUUAUGUAUGUUAAACGUGACACAGAGAAGGCUCAAGCCUGACGUCGCUGAUUCGAGACUCCACAAGAUCGAGCAUUCUGUCGCUGCACGAUUCGGUGGCAUACCAAUCUCACCAAACUUCCACGAGCUACACUGCCAACUGCCCCAUACAU
Aspergillus ibericus CBS 121593 is the source of this 546-nucleotide messenger RNA. RefSeq lists its product as uncharacterized. The transcript has a single exon. Lineage: Eukaryota; Fungi; Ascomycota; Eurotiomycetes; Eurotiales; Aspergillaceae. The record is from RefSeq and is a predicted model, not a curated record. The coding region runs from base 98 to 436 and encodes 112 amino acids.